Molecule: messenger RNA, 1316 nt
Organism: Centruroides sculpturatus (bark scorpion)
Lineage: Eukaryota; Metazoa; Arthropoda; Arachnida; Scorpiones; Buthidae
Product: glutamate receptor ionotropic, delta-1-like
Exons: 8
Coding region: 149-796 (215 amino acids)
Cellular component (GO): membrane
Molecular function (GO): glutamate-gated receptor activity
Source: RefSeq, a predicted model, not a curated record
CACAACUCUCACGAAUUUGAAUAAAGUGUAAUUUUUAAUUUUAUUUCGUUUCCAUAGCUGCACAAACAACAACCAAUUUUCAGUUUAAUUAGGUCACAUUGACGUAAACACAGAGAAAAUUCUUUGUUAUUGAGGGUAAUAGUGAGCAAUGUUACACUUUCUGUUUCUCUUACUUUUAGCAAAUUGCAACUAUGUUUUGUCGAUGGAAAAACAAAUCAUGGAAAAUACACUCAGUAGAAGAUUGAAUAAAAUAAAAAUCACUGGAGUACCUUUUUUAUCUUAUUUAAAAGUGAAGAAAAUUAAUAACACUGUAGUCUUUGAUGGUUUCGACUUUCAAUUUCUGAGUUUAGUCAUUCAAAAUUUGAAAAAUGUUCAAUAUGAAAUUAUUGAACCUGUUGAAAAAGUAUUUGGGAUUAAAUUAGACAACGGCACCUGGAAUGGUGUCAUUGGAAGAAUACAAAGAGAAGAAGCUGAUAUUUGUGCAAAAUUGGUAUAUGCGACUUACGACAGACUUGAAGCAUUGAAAUUUACAACUCCUGUUGCUAUUAGUAAAGUUUUAUUUAUUGUUUCUGGACCUGAACAACUGUCAAAAAUAACGACAAUAAUCAGGCCAUUUUCAUUUCAAGUGUGGAUCUGUGUUUUUGCUUCAUCAUUUGUUACUGCAAUUGCGUUUUACUGUAUUGUUAAAGGAAACGUUUAUUUUCUCCACAAAACGACUUGGUGGACCAUAAAAAAAAUUUGUUGGUUUCUUAUUUGCAGUUUAACCCGUCAAGGCAAGCAAAUACAUAUACAUUAAUUCAACAAACAACUUUUAUUAUAUAAAAAUAUAUUACAAGAAGUGAAAUAAAUCAAGAUAAAAGCACUUCUUCGAAAAUUAUUAUUGGAGUUUGGCUACUGGUGACAACCGUACUUAUAUCAGCAUACAGUGGUGUCCUCUUUUCCUACAUGGCUUAUCCCGCUUAUGAAAAGGUUCCGAGAACAAUUGAAGAACUCUCAAAUGCAGUUAAAAUUCAUGAAUAUUCUUGUGGAACUCUGUCAUAUUCGGCUUAUGAAAAAAUGAUAAUGGAUGCGCCCAAAGGUAUGGUCAGUAUUUUAGGUGAUUACAUAAGAAAUAAUCCAGAUAAAAGAUUUCCUACCAUGAACGAAGGAAUUAAAUAUACACUAAAACAUAAACACGCACAAAUUAUACCUGAAGGUAUGUUAAACUCAUUAACGAUUAAAGAGAAAGAAGUAUUAGUAAUUUCAGAGGAAUCGUUUUCAACUUAUUCAUUAGUAUUUCCUAUGAAAAAACAAUUUAAAUUUGAAAAAGAAUUUAA